Molecule: messenger RNA, 1173 nt
Organism: Encephalitozoon cuniculi GB-M1
Lineage: Eukaryota; Fungi; Microsporidia; Unikaryonidae
Exons: 1
Coding region: 1-1173 (390 amino acids)
Biological process (GO): positive regulation of RNA polymerase II transcription preinitiation complex assembly
Cellular component (GO): proteasome regulatory particle, base subcomplex; cytosolic proteasome complex
Molecular function (GO): ATP hydrolysis activity; proteasome-activating activity; ATP binding
Source: RefSeq, marked provisional
AUGUUCCAGGAGGAGAAAAACAAGCUUUACGAGGAAUACACACAAGCCCUGCUUAGCAAUGAAAAGGCUUACAAGGCACUCAAAGCAGAGCAAGAGGUGUACAGACAAACCCAUAAACACUACCUGAAGAGCGAAAGCGACGUCAAGGCUCUACAGACGGUGGGGCACAUAAUUGGCGAGGUGCUGGAAAAGCUAAGUGAUGAGAAGUUUAUAGUCAAGAGCAGCCAGGGGCCAAGAUAUGUUGUGGGGUGCAUGAAGGCAAUAGACAGAGCAAAAAUAGCUACAGGAACAAGGGUUGCAUUGGACAUCACGACCUUGACGAUCAUGGUUGUACUUCCCAGAGAGGUGGAUCCAAUGAUUCAUUUGAUGGGAGAGGAAAGCCCCAGAGAGAUUUCCUUUGAGUCUGUUGGGGGUUUGAAGGACCAGAUCAGGGAGCUAAGAGAGGUGAUCGAGCUCCCAUUGAAGAACCCGGAUAUAUUCAAGAGGAUUGGAGUCCAUGCCCCGAAAGGGGUUCUUUUAUAUGGACCGCCUGGAACAGGUAAGACGUUACUGGCAAGAAUAGUUGCAGCCACGAUGGACGUGAACUUCCUGAAAGUUGUGUCGUCUGCACUAAUUGAAAAAUACAUAGGAGAGUCGUCGCGAAUGAUCAGAGAGAUGUUUGCUUAUGCAAGAAGAAAGGCACCGUGCAUAAUAUUCAUGGAUGAAAUCGAUGCAAUUGGAGGAAAAAGGUCGAGGGAGUCGAGCUCUUCGGAUAGAGAGGUUCAGAGAACGCUCAUGGAGCUUCUCAACCAGCUGGAUGGAUUCAAGGAGCUUGACAGUGUGAAGGUUAUCAUGGCAACAAACAGACCAGACAUACUUGAUCCUGCGCUUCUACGUCCAGGAAGACUGGACAGAAAGAUAGAGAUUCCUCUUCCUAAUGAGCAGGGAAGGAAGGAAAUCUUGAAGAUCCAUUCCAGACUUAUGAAUUCUAUUGAAGAAAUUGACUACGACUCGCUGGUGAAGCUAACCUCAGGGUUUAACGGCGCGGAUCUAAGGAAUGUUUGCACGGAGGCUGGUAUGAUUGCCUUGAAGGACGAGAGGGAUUAUGUGAAACACGAAGACUUUGUUAAAUCCGCCAGAAAAAUAGCAGAUGCAAAGAAACUCGAAACUAGAUUGGACUACAGGAAGAAGUAA